GGAAGCAGUAUUGUCAAUGGUUUAAAUCCUUUGGCUGAUCCAUUAGCCCUAUUUAUUGUUCAACUCUUACUUAUUGUAAUCCUUUCAAAGCUCCUAGCAUGGGUACUAUCAUAUCUAUAUCAACCACCUGUCAUAUCCGAAGUCAUCACAGGAAUUAUAUUAGGACCAUCUGUUCUCGGUAACUCCCUGGCCUUUAAGAACAAUGUAUUCCCGGCGUCAAGUCUUACAACACUUAACGUCAUUGCCAACAUUGGUUUGAUCCUCUUCAUGUUCAUGAUCGGCCUCGAGGUUGACCCCAAGCUCCUAAAGAACAACGCCAAGAUGUCCAUCAUCAUCUCACUGUCGUCCAUUAUCCUGCCAUUUGCCAUGGGUGUUGGUUUAGCCGCUGUUCUUUGGAACCAACUAGGUGCCACCAGUCCAGACAUAUCAUUUGGUCUGUUCUGUGUCUUUGUUGGUGUGGCCAUCUCCAUCACUGCCUUUCCUGUGCUUGCCAGAAUCCUCACUGAGCGUGGUCUUAUGCAGUCAAAGGUUGGUGCCACCUCACUUGCUGCAGCAUCUGUAGACGAUGUCAUUGCCUGGAUCCUGCUGGCCUUUGUAGUUUCGUUUGCCAACAACAUCAAGAACACGGGUCCACAAGGUAUCGCAGACAAGUUGGGUGCCCUCUGGACAUUCAUCCUUUUGAUUGGCUACUUUGUCUUUAUGAUGUUCCCUGUCCGUUUGACCUUGAUCUACAUCUACCGCCGCUUUGUCAAGAAUGAGGCCCAGAAGCACAACUUUGUAGUAUUCCUGCUCAUGUUGAUGUUCAUGUCAGCCUUCUACACCGAGGUGAUUGGAGUGCACGCUAUCUUUGGAGCGUUCGUCCUGGGUGUUGUCACACCAAGAAUCGACGCACUGCAUCUGACCAUCGUAGAGAGAAUUCAAGACGUCGUCACCAUUAUCCUGUUGCCAUUGUACUUUACCAACUCUGGUCUCAAGACAUCUCUUAGCUCCAUCAACUCUGGUGUCGCUGGUGGCUGUACCAUCCUGAUCAUCGUCGUUGCCUGCAUUGGAAAGAUUGGAGGUGCCACCUUUGCCGCAAGAUACUGCAACAAUACAUGGAGAGAGUCAAUCACAGUCGGAUUCCUGAUGAACACCAAGGGUCUGGUCGAGCUCAUUGUGCUCAACAUUGGUCUUCAGAUUGGAGUGUUGAACCAACAGACAUUCACCAUGUUUGUAGUGAUGGCCCUCGUCACCACCUUUAUGACCACGCCAGUCGUCAACUUUAUCUACACACGAUGGGUCGAGAAACAGAGCCGCAUGCCUAUGAUCCCAAGACAGAGUGGAAAGUUCGACAUGCUCCUCUACCCAUCCAACCCACGUCAAGGUCAAGCCAUGACCAUGGUUGCAGGCUCAAUCGUCUCUGUCACAAAGCCAAAGAAGUACAAGGUUCGCUCCGUGUACGCCACCGAGUCAUCCGGUGACCGUCCAUCGACCUACUUCUUCCACAACGUCUCCUCUUUGCCACCCUUGCAACGCGAGGUCUACCAAUCUGUUCAGUCACAGUCAGCCAUCGUGGGAGUGAGUGUCAAGCCAGUGGUCAUGAGCUCAACAGACAUCUCCACAGACAUUUGUCACAUUGCCAAGAACGCGUGGCCAGACCUUGUGCUCAUGGGCUACACACCAGAGAAUGCCGAUCUCACCGUGUCAAUGAACCUCCGUGGUGACAGCUUCUACGGUAGAACCAUCCAGAAGGUGCUACAGAACGUCCGCUCUGCCAUUGGUGUCGUUGUGGACAAGGGACUGGAUCGCUUCAACAAGAACCACCACAUUCUAUUCUCCUACACUGGCGCUGCCUACGAGACUGACGCCAUCACUGUUCUCUUCAAGAUGGCCAGAAGAAACAACAUUAACGUGACCAUCAUCACCAACCACAUCGAUGAGGUGCGCAACAAGAUUAAGGAGUCCAAGAAGCUGGACAUGGAGAGAUUCCUUCUCAUCCAGAGUGAGGAUCCACACAGAGAGAUCGUAGAGAGAUCGACCAAGGAGGAGCUUGAGUACUGGCUUGUCAUUGUCGGAGUUGCCCGCGAGGAUGCCUUCAGACAAGAGAAGCUGAUCAACACGUCCACCUUCUCACUGCUGUUGGUUCAUCCAGCCAACAGUCUGUUGGAGCAGGGUGGAUUGCCAAUGGAGAGGAGCAUCUCCACAAUCAAUGUACCUGACAUAUCAGACGUUCAAAAGGAUCAUGCCAUUGAGCUUCCAGAUUAUAACAAGUCCAAC
Acytostelium subglobosum LB1 is the source of this 2256-nucleotide messenger RNA. RefSeq lists its product as hypothetical. The annotation marks the transcript as partial. Gene Ontology annotation, molecular function: antiporter activity. Gene Ontology annotation, biological process: proton transmembrane transport. The transcript has 2 exons. NCBI's taxonomy places the organism in Eukaryota, Evosea, Eumycetozoa, Acytosteliales, Acytosteliaceae. The record is from RefSeq and is a predicted model, not a curated record. Gene Ontology annotation, cellular component: membrane.